AAGGUUCAAAAAGUCCCACUGUCAGCUAUCAAACAGUCAAACUGUCUACUUCAAAGAGGAAAAAUUCUAACCUCCUGUCACAGAACAUGCACUGUCAAAAAUCUGUGACAUCAUAUCAUAAACAACAUAACCAGUCCAGGCCAUAUCUUGGGGUUCGAGUGAAGGAACCAGUCAAAGAACUCUUGAAAAGAAAGAGAGGAAAUGUUAAUGGUGGUAAUGCUGAAACACCCAUGGUCGCAUCAACUUACCAGUCAUUUCCUUCCUUCACCCCAGUAGUUUCAAAUGUUACUGAUUUGUCCUAUGUUGACACGGAACUUACCACAUCCCCACUCCCCAUCCACGACGAGGGAACCUUUUACACAAGCUGGAUUUCUCAGCCACCAACUGCAACAUUUCAGCCAAUAACCCAGUGGACAGCAUGCCCAGAAUAUAUUUCACAUGAAACAGUUAGCUGCCCGUACACUGGAGAUAUGUACGUCCAGCCAAUGUGUCAAGGAUAUACUGUGGUUGGACCACCUUCUGUGCUGACGUACACUUCACAACCACUACUAACAAACUUUGCAACAAGAAGCACCGCUCCAGGCAUAGCUACCCAAAUUGAAUAUACAGAGCAACAAACACCAUUUACCUAUUUUCCAUGGGCCCAACCAAUUCCCACUCUUCCUGCAACAACCCACACAAUACCUUACCAACCAACUCCAACCCCAUUCCAAGGACAGCAGUUUGUCCCCAUACCCAUUUCUGUACCGGAUCCUGUACCGCAAGAACAGAACGAUACAAGAAGAGAACUGAGCAGUAUGCCAAUCGAGAAGUUACUGCAAGAAGAUGAAGAAAAUGAUUCUUAUGCCAUACAUCAUACUCUUUCAAUCGCAGGCCUUUAAAUGCCUUCACACCUGGGAAACUGUGGAGAGGAGAUUUUGGAAUGCUGUUUAUAAUAAGGAAUGUUUGUAAUGUAUUAAUAAAGUAUUGUAGGAA
Messenger RNA from Spea bombifrons (plains spadefoot toad), 975 nucleotides. RefSeq names its product POU class 2 homeobox associating factor 1 (gene POU2AF1). Gene Ontology annotation, molecular function: DNA binding; transcription coactivator activity; POU domain binding. NCBI's taxonomy places the organism in Eukaryota, Metazoa, Chordata, Amphibia, Anura, Pelobatidae. The transcript has 5 exons. The record is from RefSeq and is a predicted model, not a curated record. Gene Ontology annotation, cellular component: RNA polymerase II transcription regulator complex. The coding region runs from base 87 to 881 and encodes 264 amino acids. Gene Ontology annotation, biological process: positive regulation of transcription by RNA polymerase II.